Molecule: messenger RNA, 610 nt
Organism: Spirometra erinaceieuropaei
Lineage: Eukaryota; Metazoa; Platyhelminthes; Cestoda; Diphyllobothriidea; Diphyllobothriidae
Source: the annotation of a GenBank genome assembly
AUGGAGAGUGCAGCAGCAAUCGGAAAUGCAGUUUGCAAUGUACUACACGUCUUUCGUGAGGCAAACCUGGUGCUAUUUCAAUGUUCGAUUCAGUUGUCCCAAGUUGCAAUUCACCUAACUGACAAGGUCAGCAACGUUUAUUAAUAAAAUAAAACACGAAAGAAGCUAAAUUACAUAGCAUUUGUAAAACGUGGUGCACAUUGGAUAUCCCAAACGACGCCCUCUCUCUAAAAUAAUUAUGAAUACUACUUACAAACACAUUUUAUGCAUUGCUGCAUGAUAUUAUGAAUGUUGUGUUUUCUAUAUUUAAGAGGUGGGACUUCGUUAUCUCAGCAGGUACUUUUGAUAUACACUAAUGCUCCUGCAUUUAGUUCUAAAACGCAUACCUGCACGGGCUACCGUCGGUUAUUUAUAUGGCAGUUCCAAGUCGCAAACACUCCGCCUGACCAAUCUUCGAUUCCCAAAUCUGUCGCAACUCGUUCAUUAUGCGAUGACAAGGCGUCACGAAUACAACUCAGAAUUUUGGGGUGAAGAUGUCAUUUCCAAUUUGGAGCUUUAUGCUAACGCAGCAUUCCACAGAAGAAAAACGCUUUCCUGUAUAUUGGAAUAA